GGAAAGCGUGGCAGCUGCCGGAAGAGCCUUCCCCUUCUUCGUUGUCCGGCUCUGGAGCGAGAGCAAUGACGUAGUUUCCGUUUCCACUACCUCUUCCUCUUCCGGUCCUCGCGGGUGCUGCUCCGGGCUGGUGUUCCACUCCGGCGGUGGUUGUGGAAGGCGCCCGGAGUCAUGGCCAUGUUUGAGCAGAUGAGAGCGAACGUGGGCAAGUUGCUCAAGGGUAUCGACAGGUACAAUCCAGAGAACCUGGCCACCCUGGAGCGCUAUGUGGAGACCCAGGCCAAGGAGAAUGCCUAUGAUCUGGAAGCCAACUUGGCUGUCCUGAAAUUGUACCAGUUCAACCCAGCCUUCUUUCAGACCACCGUCACUGCCCAGAUCCUGUUGAAGGCCCUCACCAACCUGCCCCACACAGACUUCACCCUGUGCAAGUGCAUGAUCGACCAGGCACACCAAGAAGAGCGGCCCAUCAGGCAGAUUUUGUACCUCGGGGACCUGCUGGAGACCUGCCAUUUCCAGGCCUUCUGGCAAGCCCUGGAUGAAAACAUGGACCUCUUGGAAGGUAUAACUGGCUUUGAAGACUCUGUCCGGAAGUUUAUCUGCCACGUCGUGGGCAUCACAUACCAGCACAUUGACCGCUGGUUGCUGGCCGAGAUGCUCGGGGAUCUGACAGACAAUCAGCUAAAGGUGUGGAUGAGCAAGUACGGCUGGAGCGCCGACGAGUCGGGGCAGAUCUUCAUCUGUAGCCAAGAGGAGAGCAUUAAGCCCAAGAACAUUGUGGAAAAGAUUGACUUUGACAGUGUGUCCAGCAUCAUGGCCUCCUCCCAGUGACUGCCAACAUUUAAUAAAGAUGUGUUGACCUAGC
Marmota flaviventris (yellow-bellied marmot) is the source of this 862-nucleotide messenger RNA. RefSeq names its product eukaryotic translation initiation factor 3 subunit K (gene Eif3k). NCBI's taxonomy places the organism in Eukaryota, Metazoa, Chordata, Mammalia, Rodentia, Sciuridae. Gene Ontology annotation, molecular function: translation initiation factor activity; ribosome binding. Gene Ontology annotation, biological process: regulation of translational initiation. The record is from RefSeq and is a predicted model, not a curated record. Gene Ontology annotation, cellular component: eukaryotic translation initiation factor 3 complex; cytoplasm.